AUGAUUAACGUAGACGAUGUAAGAUUGAGAGCUAGACGAAGAGGUUUAGCCCUCGGAAAUGUCGCUAGAGAUAUAAAAUGUGUUGGAGAUUGGUUCCUAGCAUGCCUGGAACAACUUUUCGCGAGAGGUUUACGGGGUUUAAACUUGAGAUUAACAUUGGAGCUAUUCGUCCAACUCACCGUUGAGGAGGAGGACGUGGCUUUCAAUGAUAUGAUAGUUGCAGCUGAGAGCUGGAUUGUUCUCGGUACAUGUGACUCCUGUUUAAGAAGACUGCUUAGGGUUAGAAACAAUGAUGGAUAUACGCGUGCGCCCUCGCCUUUCUCUUAUUGGGAAAACAGAGGAAUACGCUCUGUGAGUGUCGAAGAAAAUAGAUUCUAUUGGGUCCAUGAAAGACAUGGAAACGAUAUAACGGUGUUCCUCAAGUUGGUAUCAAACCUGAAGAUGCAGGUAAUCCUGCAGGAGUUUAGUGAUGGGAUAGUCAAAUACGUAGGAGAGGAAGGAGAUGAAUUUGAUGUCUUCAUAACAGUAGAUGCUGAUGAUAUAAUGGUGAAGAUUUACGAUUUCCCACUGGAAAUGGACAACCAGACAAUCAAGGAGAUGAUGUCAAAGUAUGGAAUUGUGAAAAUUUGUGAAGAACCAGGGCAUGAAAAAAGAGAGUGUCCAAAAAGGCAUCUGAAUCGAAUACACGAAAUCAGAAGACCAAGCGCUCCAGUUGUUGAUGAUAAUGAAGGAAGGCUGCCGGAAAAUAUAGAGUCGCAGUUAGAAAUACCGGAAGAUCAGAUAAAUGAGUCCAAAGUAUUGAACCAAACAGAAGAAGAAGAGAAAGAUGAACGGAACGAGGAAAAGGAGUUAGAAUUGAAUACUUCUUCGGAGGAAGAAGCAGAAAAAGACUCACAUGGUGAUAUAAUUCCACCUACACCGGGGUGUUGGCAGGAAUUUAUGAAGAAAACGGCUGGGAUGAGGGAGGAGAAGCGACAAAAAACGGGUACUAGCUCUGAAGAGGAAAGGAAAGUGCCAAAGCUAACUAUUAAACUUCCGACAAAAGCUGUAACGAUUUUGACCAACGUCAACGGGAUGAACAAGGAUACUUCUGGGAAUCACGAACGUGGUGAAGAUUCUAAGGAUAGCGAGGAUCCAGGCAGAAACGCAAACCCUGCUGUGACCGUGAUUAAUGCUGUUAAUAAUGAAAACGCCCAAGCGAAUGUAGCUGGUCCAGUGGAAAACGAUUUGAAUACUAUAGUUGGAAACACUAGGCCAAAUGGCGAUUUUAAUGUGCUACGCAUAUUAUACGAUCUUCACAAACCUACGAACAAAGAUGUAGAUUACAUAGACGUAUACGAGGAAAUGAAUGGUGGGGAGGUACUCGUACGCGGAUUAUUCCGCAUGCAAGCUAAUGAAGAGAUAGUUGUCAGGCAGCGCUCGAAUAAUGGAAAUAGAGUCGGAAGUCUUAAAGUAUUUGAUGAUGAUGUAAAUGCGACUAGUUAUAGAUUAGGUAACUUUAGGCAGAACGCUGUGUACAUAAUUCGCAGCGUGUAUGGAAGCUAUGAUGAGCCAAUUACUUUAUUCCUAUAUACAAAAAGUGUCAGUGGGAUUAUUUGUAAGAUUAAUCAAAAUAGAGGCGUCUAUGAUAGAUGGAUUGGUCAUCCUUAUGAUAUCACAAUAGCAAACAUAGAGCGUAUGAUUAACGUAGACGAUGUAAGAUUGAGAGCUAGACGAAGAGGUUUAGCCCUCGGAAAUGUCGCUAGAGAUAUAAAAUGUGUUGGAGAUUGGUUCCUAGCAUGCUUGGAACAACGUUUCGCGAGAGGUUUACGGCGUUUAAACUUGAGAUUAACAUUGGAGCUAUUCGUCCAACUAACCGUUGAGGAGGAGGACGUGGCUUUCAAUGAUAUGAUAGUUGCAGCUGAGAGCUGGAUUGUUCUCGGUACAUGUGACUCCUGUUCGAGAAGACUGCUUAGGGUUAUAAACAAUGAUGGAUAUACGCGUGCGCCCUCGCCUUUCUCUUAUUGGGAAAACGGAGGAAUACGCUCUGUGAGUGUCGAAGAAAAUAGAUUCUAUCGGGUCCAUGAAAGACAUGGAAACGAUAUAACGGUUGAUCAAAUAGUAGGAAGACAAUUCGAUCAUGUUAAGCAUAAGGUGUUCCUCAAGUUGGUAUCAAACCUGAAGAUGCAGGCAAUCCUGCAGGAGUUUAGUGAUGGGAUAGUCAAAUACGUAGGAGAGGAAGGAGAUGAAUUUGAUGUCUUCAUAACAGAAGAUGCUGAUGAUAUAAUGGUGGAGAUUUACGAUUUUCCACUGGAAAUGGACAACCAGACAAUCAAGGAGAAGAUGUCAAAGUAUGGAAUUGUGGAAAGUAUUCGAAAUGAAAAAUAUGUUGGUGAUGGGCUUUUCAAUGUGGAAACUGGAAUACGAUCAAUGUGGAUAGCCAUGAAAAAACCAAUCCCGUCGUAUGUGGCGAUCGAAGGGUGUACCUCAUUGGUUACGUAUCCCAAUCAGGUUCGCACCUGUUUAGUUUGUGAAGAACCAGGGCAUGAAAAAAGGGAGUGUCCAAAAAGGCCUCUGAAUCGAAUACACGAAAUCAGAAGACCAAGUGCUCCAGUUGUUACUGAUAAUGAAGGAAGGCAGCCGGAAAAUAUAGAGUCGCAGUUAGAAAUAGUGGAAGAUUCGAUAAAUGAGUCCAAAGUAUUGAACCAAACAGAAGAAGAAGGGAAAGAUGAACGGAACGAGGAAAAGGAGAUAGAAUUGAAUACUUCUUCGAAGGAAGAAGCAGAAAGUGACUCACAUGGUGAUAUAAUUCCACCUACACCGGGGUGUUGGCAGGAAUUUAUGAAGAAAACGGCUGUGAUGAGGAAGAAGAAGCGACAAAAAAUGGGAACUAGCUCUGAAGAGGAAAGGAAAGUGCCAAAGCUAAAUAUUAAACUUCCGACAAAAGCUGUAACGAUUUUGACCAACGUCGACGGGAUGAACAUGGAUACUUCUGGGAAUCACGAACGUGGUGAAAUUCUAAGGAUAGCGAGGAUCCGUUUUUCUGAGAGUGUGAAAUGCAAAUUGAUAGGCAGAAACGCAAACCCUGCUGUGACCGUGAAUAAUGCUGUUAAUAAUGAAAACGCCCAGGCAAAUGUAGCUGGUCCAGUGGAAAACGAUUUGAAUACUAUGGUUGGAAACACUAGGCCAAAUGGCGAUUUCAAUGUGCUACGCAUAUUAUACGACCUUCACAAACCUACGAACAAUGAUGUAGAUUACAUAGACGUACACGAGGAAAUGAAUGGUGGGGAGGUACUCGUACACGGAUUAUUCCGCAUGCAAGCUAAUGAAGAGAUAGUUGUCAGUCAGCGCUCGAAUAAUGGAAAUAGAGUCGGAAGUCUUAAAGUAUUUGAUGAUGAUGUAAAUGCGACUAGUUAUAGAUUAGCAUGCCUGGAACAACGUUUCGCGAGAGGUUUACGGGGUUUAAACUUGAGAUUAACAUUGGAGCUAUUCGUCCAACUCACCAUUGAGGAGGAGGACGUGGCUUUCAAUGAUAUGAUAGUUGCAGCUGAGAGCUGGAUUGUUCUCGGUACAUGUGACUUCUGUUUAAGAAGACUGCUUAGGGUUAGAAACAAUGAUGGAUAUACGCGUGCGCCCUCGCCUUUCUCUUAUUGGGAAAACAGAGGAAUACGCUCUGUAAUCCUCAAGUUGGUAUCAAACCUGAAGAUGCAGGCAAUCCUGCAGGAGUUUAGUGAUGGGAUAGUCAAAUACGUAGGAGAGGAAGGAGAUGAAUUUGAUGUCUUCAUAACAGUAGAUGCUGAUGAUAUAAUGGUGAAGAUUUACGAUUUCCCACUGGAAAUGGACAACCAGACAAUCAAGGAGAUGAUGUCAAAGUAUGAAAUUGUGAAAAGUAUUCGAAAUGAAAAAUGUGUUGGUGAUGGGCAUUUUAAUGUGGAAACUGGAAUACGAUCAAUGUGGAUAGCCAUGAAAAAACCAAUCCCGUCGUAUGUGGCGAUCGAAGGGUGUACCUCAUUGGUUACGUAUCCCAAUCAGGUUCGCACCUGUUUAGUUUGUGAAGAACCAGGGCAUGAAAAAAGAGAGUGUCCAAAAAGGCAUCUGAAUCGAAUACACGAAAUCAGAAGACCAAGCGCUCCAGUUGUUGAUGAUAAUGAAGGAAGGCUGCCGGAAAAUAUAGAGUCGCAGUUAGAAAUACCGGAAGAUCAGAUAAAUGAGUCCAAAGUAUUGAACCAAACAGAAGAAGAAGAGAAAGAUGAACAUAACGAGGAAAAGGAGUUAGAAUUGAAUACUUCUUCGGAGGAAGAAGCAGAAAGUGACUCACAUGGUGAUAUAAUUCCACCUACACCGGGGUGUUGGCAGGAAUUUAUGAAGAAAACGGCUGGGAUGAGGAAGGAGAAGCGACAAAAAACGGGUACUAGCUCUGAAGAGGAAAGGAAAGUGCCAAAGCUAACUAUUAAACUUCCGACAAAAGCUGUAACGAUUUUGACCAACGUCAACGGGAUGAACAAGGAUACUUCUGGGAAUCACGAACGUGGUGAAGAUUCUAAGGAUAGCGAGGAUCCGUUUUUCUGA
This is a messenger RNA of Phaedon cochleariae (mustard beetle), 4548 nucleotides long. Lineage: Eukaryota; Metazoa; Arthropoda; Insecta; Coleoptera; Chrysomelidae. The record is from the annotation of a GenBank genome assembly.